This is a messenger RNA of Aspergillus aculeatinus CBS 121060, 363 nucleotides long. Its product is annotated as 40S ribosomal protein uS14. Gene Ontology annotation, biological process: translation. Gene Ontology annotation, cellular component: ribosome; cytosolic small ribosomal subunit. NCBI's taxonomy places the organism in Eukaryota, Fungi, Ascomycota, Eurotiomycetes, Eurotiales, Aspergillaceae. The transcript has 5 exons. The record is from RefSeq and is a predicted model, not a curated record. Bases 31 to 201 code for a protein of 56 amino acids. Gene Ontology annotation, molecular function: structural constituent of ribosome; zinc ion binding.
CAGGUUUUCUCUCGCCUCAGAAAAUUCAAGAUGACUCACGAGUCUGUUUGGUACAGCCGUCCCCGCCAGUUCGGCAAGGGCUCCCGUGGAUGCCGUGUCUGCUCCCACCGCGCCGGUCUCAUCCGCAAGUACGGGAUGAACAUCUGCCGUCAGUGCUUCCGUGAGAAGGCCUCGGACAUCGGUUUCUACAAGUUCCGUUAAAUUCCUUCCUUCUUCCGAAUUCAAUUUUCCUUUGUUCACGACGGAUCUCUUUCACGUGCUCGGGCGCUCGGUACCAAAAUGAAGUGAUGAAAUGGAGAGGAGGAAUUCUUCCUUUUCUUGUUCUCUCUCUUUCGAACAACUCCAGAGAAUCGCCGCGAAUUC